CGCUUUGCAUGAGGGGCUGCGCCAGUGCUCACAGAUCCUGUGGCUUUGCUGGUAUUUUUUGCUUCAACCCCCCCAUUUUUCCCCCUUUAUUUCCAAGCCAGCCCCAUCCUUCCUCUUAGACUGAGCUUUGGGCUUUUAACCUGUUGCUUUUAACUCCGGCCGAGGCCCCGGGAUGGCUUCUCCCUGAUAAAUGCAACACCAGCACGACCUGGGGGGGAUUUCUGGGGAGUCUGAGGAUGUUUAAGAUUCAGCUAAACCCCUAAUUUCCACCUUUUUUUACCUACUUUGGGCUUCUUGUGCCCGGUCCCCAGGCUCGGGGACCCACAAACCCUCUGGCUGCCUUGAGAUUAAAAAACGGGGAGGAAAACAGCUCUGCUGCUGUGUGCUUUGCUCCUGGCGUGAGGAUGGUCUUGGGGAGGUGGCAAUUAGUAAAUUAGUGCAAAUGAGGAAGGUUUCUAUCCACGCCAGCUCCUGUUUCUUGUUUCUGUUCUCGCUCUUGUCACCAGAGGAGCUGCUGUUCCACCCCCACCAGGAAUGAUUUAAUGACAUUUUCCUGUGGAGCCCCGCAACCAGUUUUCAACUGGGAAGGAUAACAGAAAGCAACCAAACAAAACAGUGAGGAAAAAUGCAGCGCUGGGACAGAGAAAAGAGCCGCUUCCCGGUGGGCGCCGCGCUGCUCACCGCCGGCGGGGAGAUCUUCUCCGGGUGCAACGUGGAGAACGCCUGUUACAGCCUGGGGGUGUGCGCCGAGCGCACUGCCAUCCUAAAAGCCAUCUCCGAGGGACACACCAGCUUCAGGGCCAUGGCCAUCGCCAGGUGUUCCCCCCCAGCUCUAAGCUCUGUGCCCUUCUCCUUUGGCAGUGACAUGGGGGACAACUUCAUCGUGCCCUGCGGCGCCUGCAGACAAAUGAUGAGAGAGGUGACGGCUUGUGCGGGGGGUCCCACGUCUCCUGACCCCCAACAUCUUCCCCCAAAACACCCAGAGUUUGGCACGGACUGGGACAUCUACCUGACCAAAGCUGAUGGCACCUACAUUGUCAAGAGGCUGGAGGAGCUGCUGCCACUCUCCUUCGGCCCCGAGGACCUGAAGAAGGUGUGAGCAGCGCGACUUUCGCCCCUCGGCAGCCGGGGAGUACGGUUUUUCCCAAUUUCCCCAGUAUGUAAGCGGCUUUUAGGGCACGAUGCAAUGGGAAAUGUGUUUAUAGCAUUAAGUGACUUGUUCCUCUCGCUCAUUUUCUUGUUUAGCACUGAUUCACAGACCCCGCUUUGCCCUGGGGCAAUGGUGAAAUCAAAUAAUAGAAAAUCCCCAUUAUUAGAAAAAAUGUGUCCAGAUAUGGCUGUAAUCAAGGGGGAAGUUCACAGGCGGAGAAGGGUUUGAUGCACGGCUCAAGCUUGGGCUUGUUGGUGCAGAAACCACUCCCGAAUGAUGCAAAAUCAUUGUUUGGGAAAAUGCUAAAUUCUUCAGCUUUACAUGAGAAGUGAAAGCAAAAAGGAAAAGCUCCAUCACCCCCAGUAGUUAUUAAUAAGCCAAUUCAGAUUAGAUGAUUUGCUGGAAUUGGACGGUUA
This is a messenger RNA of Columba livia (rock pigeon), 1566 nucleotides long. It is a transcript of the gene CDA, whose product is annotated as cytidine deaminase. Gene Ontology annotation, cellular component: cytosol. The transcript has 7 exons. NCBI's taxonomy places the organism in Eukaryota, Metazoa, Chordata, Aves, Columbiformes, Columbidae. The record is from RefSeq and is a predicted model, not a curated record. Gene Ontology annotation, molecular function: cytidine deaminase activity; zinc ion binding. Bases 626 to 1099 code for a protein of 157 amino acids.